GGAAAGUGUGGACUUGUGAAGCACAACGACAUUUCUUGGGGAUUGGGGUCCUGUUCCCCACAUCCACCCAUCCCCACCACAUAAAGCCAUCGAAGGAUUGUGAGAAAGCUGCUGCACUGUUGAGUCAAACUGGAAGCGUUCUCGUCUACUGAACAUUAUUUCGAAAAAUUGAUGUGGCUUUAGCUUUACAACAUCACGACAAGCUCUCUUUCUCACAACGACUGAAUCCUCGCCUAACUUAGUGGACAAUCGACAUGCUGGCUUUCGACAACUUACAUUUCGGUGGCGGGUUAGCAAUCUUAUUCGUGGUGGCAAUUCUUCCCUUGGUCGGUCGAGCUUUAUUGAAACCGAAAACGAAAUAUCGUUAUCCUGCCGGCCCAAAUGGGAGCCCUCUGUUUGGGAAUUUGUUUCAGGUGCCACCAAAGUAUGCUGGACCCAAGUUUGCAGAAUGGGGUAACCAAUACGGAGAUAUGUUCACGAUACGAUUAGGCGCAAGAAGAUGGGUUUUCCUCAACUCAAUGCAGACAGUUCGAGAGCUUCUCGACAGACGCGGAAGGCUCUAUAUCGGUCGUCCCGAAUUUCCCAUCACUCAGGAUAUCCUGUCGGGUGGGAACAGAAUAAUCAUGAUGAGCUAUACCGAGAGAUGGAGAAAUCUGAGGAAGAUUAUGCACCAGCUCUUGAUGUCUAGUAACUCAGACAUCUACAAGCCAUUCCAGGAUAUGGAGUCCCGUGCAUUACUUUGGCAGUACCUCAAAAGUCCAGAAGACUACUAUCAGCACGGAGCGCGUUUCGCGAACUCAGUAAUCUUUUCGGUUGUCUUUGGACGGCGAACAAGUAUGCGGGAUGAGAACGUGCGUCUGCUUUUUUCUACGAUCGACGAUUUUAUGGAAACACAAGCUUCCCCUUCAACCAGUUUACCAGAGCAAUUUCCAUGGCUCAUCAAGAUUAUACCAAGGCGGUUGCAAUGGUUUCGACCUAAAGCCGAAAGAGUCUUCAAGAAAACGAUAGGGGUCUACGCCUCCUUCCUGGAUGACCUUGACAAGCGAAUCAGACAAGGACAGGAUCCGAAAUGUUUCGCUAGAGAUAUGACCGACUUAGCAACUAAGUACGGCUUUGACGAUGCUCAGAAAUAUUUCUGUGCUGGAUCUAUUAUCGAGGCCGGAAGUGACACAACUCGAAAUCAGCUCAAUAUAAUGCUGGCAGCAGCAGCAAAAUUUCCUGCCUGGGUGGCCACUGCCCAAACUCAGCUUGACGCAGUUUGCGGCGAUGCCAAAAGACUACCUACAAUGGAUGACUGGGCCCAAUUACCUUAUAUCGUCGCUAUCAUCAAAGAGUCUCUCCGAUGGCGGCCGAAUAUGACCGCCACAGGAACACCUCGAACGUUAAUCGAGGAUGAUAUCUACGGCGAUUACAAGUUCGAGAAAGGGACUAUCUUUAGCUACAAUAACUUCGGCAUCUGUCAUAACGAGGACGAGUUCACUAACAAUGAAAAGUUUCUACCUGAGAGAUUUCUCAACGACGAUUUGCAAGACAUGCUGAAAGGCCAUCUGGGCUUUGGUGCUGGUAGACGUAUCUGUCCAGGGUGGCACCUCGGCACGAGAAAUAUGUUCAUUGCAUUCUCAAGGCUGCUUUAUUGCUUCAACUUCAAGGAAGUGCCGGGAGCACCAAUCAAUGAAAAUGAGAUAGAUCCAUUAGCGCACGAUCAUCCGCCUUUUCAGAUAGAGAUUGUACCUCGAAGCCACAACCAUGUCGAACUUGUCGAAAGAGAAUGCGCAGAGGCUGGACAAGCGGUCUAGAGAUCCAGCAGGAUGGGACGUAGUCUUUUUCUGGUUGAAGAAACUUAACCAGAUUUCCAAUUGACCUUGAAAGCGGUUGAAUUAUCAGUAAGAUUGUCGUGUUUCUCUGCAGUAAAGAUAUAAAUAUAU
Exophiala viscosa is the source of this 1925-nucleotide messenger RNA. RefSeq names its product cytochrome P450. Bases 255 to 1796 code for a protein of 513 amino acids. NCBI's taxonomy places the organism in Eukaryota, Fungi, Ascomycota, Eurotiomycetes, Chaetothyriales, Herpotrichiellaceae. The transcript has 9 exons. The record is from RefSeq and is a predicted model, not a curated record. Gene Ontology annotation, molecular function: iron ion binding; heme binding; oxidoreductase activity, acting on paired donors, with incorporation or reduction of molecular oxygen.